AUGAACGACAUUAAAUACAAAGAAAGAUUUGUUGGUGAGAUGUCCAGUAGUAAAAGAUUUCCAUGUCAGAAAGAAGCAUGUGCUAUUCAAAAAUGCCUUCAAGGUAAACAAACUCUCGAAUUUUGUCUCAUAUCAAUCGUGUUGCACGAGAAGAAUACGGUAUGUCAAAAAAAUUCAAAGUUAAUUUUGUCAUUAACCUUAUUAAACUUAAGCUUAUCUUUAUGUCAAUUUUAUUCUGGCCUGAAACUCAAAUUGUUGAUUUAGUGGACCGCAAAAAUUCUUAUAUCGGAACAUCAUCUCAGGUAAUACCGGCUGGUAUCCAGGGUUCUGUUCAUACUAAUGGGUGUGCCAAGACUUCCAUUAUCUUGUUACAAGUGAAAUGAAAAUGGACCAAAAGUUUACAUUCAUACUAGCAUAAUGUUUUUCAAACAGUUUUCAACAGCCCAUACCUGGGGGGUGGGGGGGGGGGUACUCGAUAUAUCCUUGGGUGGGGAGGUGCGGCUCAGCCCCUCAUACCCUGACCCUGUUUAAGACAAAAAUCGCUGAUUUUCCCACCCUGUUUAAGACAGAAUUCCGAUAUUUGAUACCCAGUUUAAGACAUUCGUAGAACAUAAGCGCAGGCUGUUUAUCGUCUAAGAACAGGGUUAUGUGUUCCUGUCUAAGAAAAGAUACCCUGUUUAAGACAAAAAUUGAUAAAAUCAAUACCCUGUUUAAGACAAAAAUCCCGAAAAACAUACCCUGGCUGGCUGCACGUCCUCAUUAAGCCCUUAAAAGGAAGUACCCCCCCCCCCCCCGGGGGCCCAUACUAAACCAUCUAAAAAGCAUUUCUUGUAAUGCAAUUCCCUUUAUACUCCACUCAGUAUGAACCAAAAAUGAUUUAUAUCCCUUCACACCCAAUGGAGAGUUGUUGGAAAUCUGUUGGAAUUUCUAAAGGAAGGUAUGAACCAAAAUGGGAAUUUCCAGAGGGGGUUCAAACAAAGAGAAUCCUUUAUUGGGUUGGGGAGGGUGGUGGAGUAUGGAUAUUUUGUGGACCAGUAUGUUUUCCAUUCUUUUAUGUUCAAGAAAUGGAGAUAGCAGCCCCUUAAAUACAACAAUUGGUACAUUGUAAGCUCUUCUUAACAAACUAAUCAUUGAAUCAAAUGUGUCUCUUCAACCUUCACUACUAGAGUACAACUAUCAAGAAGAUAGAUGCCAGCAGGUGAUUGAGACAAUGAAGAAGUGCUGUUCCAGGAAUUCAGCGAUUAACACUGAACUGUGCUUGGGCUUCAAAACAGAGCUUGAAGAACAAAAACUGGUGGCAACCAACAAGAAAACUUAG
Messenger RNA from Porites evermanni, 1318 nucleotides. NCBI's taxonomy places the organism in Eukaryota, Metazoa, Cnidaria, Anthozoa, Scleractinia, Poritidae. The record is from the annotation of a GenBank genome assembly.